AUGGAAAAGUUCAAAUCGACAUAUGUCAAGAAUUUCCUUGAAAGAGUUCGUAUUGAUGGGUUGUUGGAGGAUUAUCUGAGAACCCUGACAGGAUUGGAAGACAGAAUAAGAAAAUGUUAUGCGGAGCAAGUUGAAAUGAGAAGUGACAAGUUCUUGAGGAUGAUUAUAACCGAUUCGUGCUUCAUAUUUGAGUACUUUCUUCGGUUAGUGUCGGACCAGCAGUGGGCAGUUGAAGAUUAUGUAUUACUAAAACCAUGGUUGGUAGGAGCCAUACACGUCGACCUGAUAUUACUUGAGAAUCAAAUUCCAUUCUUUGUUUUGAAAGAACUGUACAACAUGGCAAUUCCAAGCUCAGGAACUCCCUUUCCGGAACUUACCUUGACAUUUUUUAAUGAUUUGAAAGUGAACAAGGUACAACAUAAUGCCAUCGUAGAGAUCGAACGAGUGGAGCACUUCACUCAUCUAAUAAGAGAGUUUUUCUUGCCACCAACUAAAGAGAGACUCUUCAAGCGGGAAACAAGUAUCAAGGUAGUGGAACAUUUGCCCAGUGCUAGUCAGCUGCAUGAAAUAGGGUUAAAGUUUAGGGCAGUGAAAAAGAAAGGCUCAAUUCACUUACGCUUUGGAAAUGGUGAGUUGGAAAUGGCACCCUUUAAAGUAUAUGAUGACAUAGAAAUACACAUUAGAAAUGUGAUGGCAUUUGAACAAUGCCACUAUGCUGACAAUCAUUAUGUGAGUCAGUAUAUGUUUUUACUAGAUUUCCUUAUAAACACUGAUAAAGAUGUGGAAUUGCUGGUGGACAAAGGCAUUAUCACUAAUGCGCUAGGCGACUCCAAUGCAGUAGCUACAAUGGUGAACAGUCUCAGAAAAAAUAUCAUAACACCAGGUGUACACUCUCAUUACCAUGAAGUUUGUUGUCAAGUAAAUAAAUUUUAUCGUAGCAGGUACCACAGAUGGUGCACAAAUUUGAGACGUGACUACUGUGGCACCCCAUGGAAAAUUGUUGGUUCUGCUGCCGCCGUGUUACUCAUUGUCUUCACUUUUGUUCAGACUAUAUGCUCUGUCAUUUCGGUUAGCUGA
Messenger RNA from Neltuma alba, 1077 nucleotides. Its product is annotated as UPF0481 protein At3g47200-like. Bases 1 to 1077 code for a protein of 358 amino acids. NCBI's taxonomy places the organism in Eukaryota, Viridiplantae, Streptophyta, Magnoliopsida, Fabales, Fabaceae. The record is from RefSeq and is a predicted model, not a curated record. The transcript has a single exon.